AUGGCAGGAACGCGUCACCGCUCUCUAACUUUCGCUGAGAUUGAUGAGCUGUUAUGUCUUGAGGAAGAUAUCGGCGAUCAGGACAGUGACAUCAGCAUUGAUGAUAAUGAUGAUGACCCUGAUUAUGUAUUUGAUCAUCAAAUAGAGGAAGAAGACGAGGAACUUGAGGCGGAAUACUUUGGUGAUGAUGAGUCUGAUGACCUUGACAUUACAUCCACACGCUUGCGAGGCAAUGAUGAGGCGCGGCGCACACGGGCAAGCCCAUCUCGCCCUUCUUUCUUGUGCAAACGCCACAAAACACCACUUGGCAGGGGUAGGGAAAGGGUAGCUGCUACACCUGACACAACUAGGCCUGCUGUCAGAUGGGACUGGAUAGAUGGGGCAGAUUUUGAGCCACAAAUUUUCAAUUUUGAUGAGUCAAACUCAGGAAUACAAGUACAAACGUUCACAGCAGAUAGCCUAGAGUGUGAAUUCUAUAAUUUCUUCUGGGAUGACAACAUCUUGGAAAUAAUUGUGACUGAAACAAACCGCUAUGUAUAUUUCAUGAGAGGAGGGAAAGUUUUGGGUCCUCACUCACGUGAACAUCAGUGGUAUGAUAUAACAGUACCUGAGAUGAAGGUUUUCUUGGCCCUGGUGAUGCUUAUGGGUAUUGUCAAGAAAAAUAAUUACAGAGAUUAUUGGAAUACAGAUCCUGUUAUCCAGACACCAGUUUUCAGCAAAGUCAUGUCUGUGAACAGAUUCACCAAUAUUCUGCGAGCACUUCACUUCUCUGAUAACUUGGAGGCAUAUGCAAACAACAUAACUGAAAAGAUGAGAAAGAUUCGCAGUGUCUUUGAUCAUCUCAGAAGUAAAUUCAAGGAGGCUUUUUAUCCCUACAAAAACCUCAACAUUGAUGAGAGCUUGAUGUUGUGGCGUGGAAAUAUUGGUUUUCGCCAAUAUAUACCAUCAAAGCGCCACAGGUUUGGCCUCAAAUUAUUUGUACUUUGUGACUGCAAGACUGGUUUUGUGCAGGACAUUGUACUUUACACAGGGGCUGGGACAGAAGUCACUGAUGAUAAGAGUCUGGGACUGUCAGGGGCUGUUGUGAUGACACUUAUGGAGCCUUAUCUUGAUAAAAAUCAUGUACUCUUUGUUGACAACUGGUACACAAGUCCAUCAUUAUUUGAAAUUCUUUCCUCUAGACAGACUGGUGGGUGUGGAACAGUGACGAAGCGCAGAAAACACAUGCCAUAUUUCCCUCCUCUACCAAACAAGGGAGACUGUGCCUACAAAAAAGCCAAUGAUACACUUGCAGUUAUGUGGAAAGAUAAACGAGAGGUAAGACUUCUCACCAACAUCCACAAUCCUCAGAUGGUUCUCAGCCACAACACUGAUCGCUCCACCAAACAACGUGUCAUGAAGCCUGAGUGUGUGCUAGACUACAACAUCAACAUGCGUCUAGUAGACAAAGCUGACGCAAUGAUUUCUUCCAUAGAAUGUGCUCGUAAAACACUCAAGUGGUAUAAGAAGCUAUUUUUCCACCUCAUUGAUGUAACCAUGCUGAAUGCUCAUAUUUUGUGGAAGCACACCACAAACAAGAAUCCCACUCUACAGGAGUAUGUCAUCCAAGUGGUACGUCAGUUGCUGGAAGACAAUGCCGUGGAACGCCCUAUGCCAGGUCGUCAUGCUGCUGACAAUCCUGUGCGCCUCACUGGACGCCACUUUCCACGCACCUUGCAGCCACGAGAAAACAUGAAAAAGAAAAAAGUCCAGAAAGCCUGUCAUGUCUGCAGUCACACAACUCGACGGCAAAAAAAAACGGAGUGA
Messenger RNA from Scylla paramamosain (green mud crab), 1806 nucleotides. Its product is annotated as piggyBac transposable element-derived protein 4-like. Bases 1 to 1806 code for a protein of 601 amino acids. The record is from RefSeq and is a predicted model, not a curated record. The transcript has 2 exons. NCBI's taxonomy places the organism in Eukaryota, Metazoa, Arthropoda, Malacostraca, Decapoda, Portunidae.